This is a messenger RNA of Mercurialis annua (annual mercury), 1360 nucleotides long. RefSeq names its product probable pyridoxal 5'-phosphate synthase subunit PDX1. NCBI's taxonomy places the organism in Eukaryota, Viridiplantae, Streptophyta, Magnoliopsida, Malpighiales, Euphorbiaceae. The transcript has a single exon. Bases 178 to 1110 code for a protein of 310 amino acids. Gene Ontology annotation, biological process: pyridoxal 5'-phosphate biosynthetic process; pyridoxine biosynthetic process; amino acid metabolic process. The record is from RefSeq and is a predicted model, not a curated record. Gene Ontology annotation, molecular function: amine-lyase activity.
UUGCCAAAAAAAUAACCUGUACUUUUUCCCGGAUAAUUAGAUAGUAAUUUGAUGAUUAAAAGAGAAGCAAUUAUAAAGGUAAGAGAGUAAUAAAAGAUGUGAUGCCAAAAAGGAAAAGGAAAUAAAAAGAAAUCCCUAGCCACCCACUCUUUUCUCUCUGUAAUUCAAAUCCAAAAUAUGGCAGAUACCGGAGUAGUUACCGUCUACGGCAAUGGCACUCUCUACGAUACCACUAAGAAAUCCACCUUCUCCGUCAAGGUCGGCCUCGCACAGAUGCUCCGCGGCGGCGUUAUCAUGGACGUCGUUAAUGCCGAACAAGCCCGCAUCGCUGAAGAAGCCGGAGCCUGCGCUGUUAUGGCCUUGGAGCGCGUCCCCGCCGAUAUCCGCGCUCAAGGCGGCGUUGCUCGCAUGAGCGACCCUCAACUCAUCAAAGAAAUCAAGCAGGCAGUCAGCAUUCCCGUCAUGGCCAAAGCCCGAAUCGGCCAUUUCGUGGAGGCACAGAUUCUAGAAGCAAUAGGCAUCGAUUACAUCGAUGAAAGCGAAGUCCUUACCCUAGCCGAUGAAGAUAACCAUAUCAACAAACAUAAUUUCCGGGUGCCUUUUGUUUGCGGUUGCAGGAAUCUAGGCGAGGCCCUGCGCAGAAUCCGGGAAGGAGCCGCUAUGAUUCGCACCAAAGGGGAAGCCGGCACCGGAAACAUCGUGGAGGCAGUUAGACAUGUGAGGUCUGUGAUGGGGGACAUUAGAGUGUUGAGGAAUAUGGAUGAUGACGAGGUCUUCACUUUUGCUAAGAAAAUUGCUGCUCCUUAUGAUUUGGUUAUGCAGACUAAGCAGUUAGGAAGGCUUCCCGUCGUCCAAUUCGCAGCGGGAGGAGUAGCUACUCCUGCUGAUGCUGCUAUGAUGAUGCAGCUCGGCUGUGAUGGCGUCUUUGUCGGCUCUGGUGUCUUUAAGAGCGGUGAUCCUGCAAGAAGAGCUCGUGCUAUUGUUCAGGCUGUUACCCAUUAUAGUGACCCUGAUGUGCUUGCGGAGGUCAGUUGUGGACUCGGUGAAGCUAUGGUUGGUAUCAAUCUUAAUGAUGAUAAGGUUGAAAGGUAUGCCAAUCGCUCUGAGUAGUUACAGUUUCCCAAUUCAAAUGCUGGAUUUUGUACCCGUCUUGCUAUUAUUGUUGCGCUGUUCAAGUUUACAGAUAAUUAGUAUAUGUGUUUUAGAAGCUGCAUUGCCUAGCUUACGUAUAUCAUUGGUUCCAUUCUGUAACCUUAGAAAUAAUUGAGGGUUUUUGUUUCAUGUAUUCUUCUUCUUGGUGGAAACAGUGAAGUUUGAUGCAGAUUUACAUUUAUAUAAUAAUUAUUGAUUGCUCUCUCCA